CCGCCGCCGCUGCUGCCGCCGCCGCCGCCGCCGCGGGAGCCAGAGCUGCCUGGCGGAGCAGCCUCCGCGCCAGACUGGAGCGGGAGGCGGCGGAGCGCAGUUGCUGGGAAUUUUUCAGCCGAGAGGGCGAGCGAUCCAGCGCGAGACCCCGCGAGCCCAGGAGCGGUAGGGAGCGCGAGCGCCCCAGCGAGCGGAGCAAACCUCGAAAUAAUCUAGAAAGCCAGGUUCCCGGAGGAAAUGGGACUGUGAACCAACCGGGGAGCAAGAAGGGAAGGAAACGCCGGGAUUGCUGAUGUCAGAGGAGCCCGGAAAGUCGCGCUGGAAAAAUCUGAAGACAGCCGGGGAUCUGCUUCUUCCCCAGGAGAGACACCGCCAGCCACCCCCACACGCCCCCUCGGCGCCUCUGGGUGCCUCACGCGAACCGGCUAUAGCGCCCGGCGGGGCUGCUGCGGGGCGACGGAGGACAGAGGGGCGCGCGGACCGGAGACCGAGGGGCCACUUCAGGAAUACAGAUAAGUGGCUGGUGGCUUGACGUGGAUUUUAAUGAAUUUGGACUCCUGGUGGAUUUGGCCGUCUCUGUGAUUCCGAGCUGCGGGCAGGGAGAGGGGCACGCGCCGCCCUCGGCAGCCGGCGGCCCAGGCGGACCAAGCAGGGACGGAAGGACAGACCGACGUCGCUGAGCUGGAACCAUGUGAGGACCAAGCCAGGAAAGUGGAGUAGAAGAACACGGAGGAGUGGACUCCUCCACUCUGCCCCUCUCAGGAUGGAACAGAGGAGGCCCUGGCCAUGGGCCUCACAGAUUGAUAGCCGGUCUGUGGUCCUACUCUCAGUGGUUUGGGUGCUGCUGGCCCCCCCAGCAGCCGGCAUGCCUCAGUUCAGCACCUUCCACUCGGAGAACCGAGACUGGACCUUCAAUCACUUGACUGUGCACCGCGGGACAGGGGCGGUGUAUGUGGGGGCCAUCAACCGGGUCUACAAGCUAACGGGCAACCUGACCAUCCAGGUGGCUCACAAGACAGGGCCGGAGGAGGACAACAAGUCUUGCUACCCGCCCCUGAUUGUGCAGCCCUGCAGCGAGGUGCUCACCCUUACCAACAACGUCAACAAGCUGCUCAUCAUCGACUACUCCGAGAACCGCCUGCUGGCCUGUGGCAGCCUCUACCAGGGCGUCUGCAAGCUGCUGCGUCUCGAUGACCUCUUCAUCUUGGUGGAGCCAUCCCACAAGAAGGAGCACUACUUGUCCAGCGUCAACAAGACCGGCACCAUGUACGGAGUGAUCGUGCGCUCCGAGGGGGAGGACGGCAAGCUCUUCAUCGGCACGGCGGUGGACGGCAAGCAGGAUUACUUCCCCACGCUGUCCAGCCGGAAGCUGCCCCGCGACCCUGAGUCCUCGGCCAUGCUGGACUAUGAGCUCCACAGCGAUUUUGUCUCCUCCCUCAUUAAGAUCCCCUCGGACACCUUGGCCCUGGUCUCCCACUUUGACAUCUUCUACAUCUAUGGCUUCGCCAGUGGGGGCUUCGUCUACUUUCUCACUGUCCAGCCCGAGACCCCCGAGGGUGUGGCCAUCAAUUCCGCCGGGGACCUCUUCUACACUUCCCGUAUCGUGCGUCUUUGCAAGGAUGACCCCAAGUUCCACUCCUACGUGUCUCUGCCAUUCGGCUGCACACGUGCAGGGGUGGAAUACCGCCUCCUGCAGGCUGCUUACCUCGCCAAGCCCGGGGAUGCGCUAGCCCAGGCCUUCAACAUCAGCAGCCAGGAUGAUGUGCUCUUCGCCAUCUUCUCCAAAGGGCAGAAGCAGUAUCACCAUCCACCCGAUGACUCCGCCCUCUGUGCCUUCCCCAUCCGGGCCAUCAACUUGCAGAUCAAGGAGCGCCUGCAGUCCUGCUACCAGGGCGAGGGCAAUUUGGAGCUCAACUGGCUGCUGGGGAAAGAUGUGCAGUGCACCAAAGCGCCGGUCCCCAUCGAUGACAACUUCUGUGGACUGGACAUCAAUCAGCCCCUCGGAGGCUCCACUCCAGUGGAGGGGCUGACCCUCUACACCACCAGUCGGGACCGUAUGACCUCCGUGGCCUCCUACGUUUACAAUGGCUACAGUGUGGUCUUUGUGGGCACCAAGAGUGGCAAACUGAAGAAGAUUCGAGCUGAUGGUCCCCCCCAUGGUGGGGUCCAGUAUGAGAUGGUCUCUGUGCUCAAAGAUGGGAGCCCCAUCCUUCGGGACAUGGCCUUCUCCAUUGAUCAGCGCUACCUAUAUGUCAUGUCUGAGAGACAGGUCACCAGGGUCCCUGUGGAGUCAUGUGAACAGUACACAACUUGUGGGGAGUGCCUGAGCUCCGGGGACCCUCACUGUGGCUGGUGCACUCUGCACAACAUGUGCUCCCGCAGGGACAAGUGCCAGCGGGCCUGGGAACCAAAUCGAUUUGCUGCCAGCAUCAGCCAGUGCAUGAGCCUCGCAGUACAUCCGAGCAGCAUCUCCGUGUCUGAGCACAGCCGGCUGCUCAGCCUCGUUGUGAGUGAUGCUCCUGAUCUCUCCACUGGUAUCGCCUGUGCCUUUGGGAACCUGACGGAGGUAGAGGGGCAGGUGUCCGGGAGCCAGGUCAUCUGUGUCUCCCCUGGGCCCAAAGAUGUCCCUGUCAUCCCUGUGGAUCAAGACUGGUUUGGGCUGGAGCUACAGCUGAGGUCCAAGGAGACGGGGAAGAUAUUUGUCAGCACCGAGUUCAAGUUUUACAACUGCAGCGCCCACCAACUGUGCCUGUCCUGUGUCAACAGCGCCUUCCGCUGCCAUUGGUGCAAGUACCGGAACCUCUGCACUCAUGACCCCACGACCUGCUCCUUCCAAGAGGGCCGGAUCAACAUUUCAGAGGACUGUCCCCAGCUGGUGCCCACAGAGGAGAUUCUGAUUCCGGUCGGAGAGGUGAAACCGAUCACCCUUAAGGCUCGAAACUUGCCCCAGCCUCAGUCGGGCCAGCGAGGCUACGAAUGUGUUCUCAACAUCCAGGGGGCCAUCCACCGGGUCCCUGCCCUGCGAUUCAACAGCUCCAGUGUCCAGUGUCAGAAUAGUUCGUACCAGUAUGAUGGGAUGGACAUCAGCAACCUGGCCGUGGACUUCGCCGUCGUGUGGAAUGGCAAUUUCAUCAUUGACAACCCUCAGGACUUGAAAGUGCAUCUCUACAAGUGUGCAGCCCAGCGGGAGAGCUGUGGGCUCUGCCUCAAGGCUGACCGCAAGUUCGAGUGUGGCUGGUGCAGCGGCGAGCGCAGAUGCACCCUCCACCAGCACUGUACCAGCCCCUCCAGUCCCUGGCUGGACUGGUCCAGCCACAAUGUCAAGUGCUCCAACCCCCAAAUCACCGAGAUUUUGACAGUAUCAGGACCACCCGAAGGAGGAACUCGAGUGACCAUCCAUGGCGUGAACUUGGGCCUGGACUUCUCCGAGAUCGCUCACCAUGUGCAGGUGGCUGGUGUGCCCUGCACACCCCUCCCAGGGGAAUACAUCAUCGCUGAGCAGAUCGUCUGUGAGAUGGGCCAUGCCCUCGUGGGAACCGCCUCUGGGCCAGUGCGCCUGUGCAUUGGCGAGUGCAAGCCAGAGUUCAUGACCAAGUCUCAUCAACAGUACACCUUUGUGAACCCUUCCGUGCUGUCACUCAACCCCAUCCGAGGGCCAGAGUCUGGAGGCACCAUGGUGACCAUCACAGGCCAUUACCUUGGUGCUGGGAGCCGCGUGGCCGUAUACCUGGGCAACCAGACCUGCGAGUUCUACGGGAGGUCCAUGAAUGAGAUCGUGUGUGUCUCACCCCCAUCAGCCAAUGGACUGGGCCCGGUCCCGGUUUCCGUGAGUGUUGACAGGGCCCGUGUGGAUAACAGCCUGCAGUUUGAGUACAUAGAUGACCCUCGCGUCCAGCGCAUUGAGCCAGAGUGGAGCAUUGCCAGCGGCCACACACCCCUGACCAUCACAGGCUUCAACCUCGAUGUCAUUCAGGAACCAAGGAUCCGGGUCAAGUUUAAUGGCAAAGAAUCUGUCAAUGUGUGUAAAGUUGUGAACACGACCACCCUGACCUGCCUGGCACCCUCCCUGACCACGGACUACCGGCCAGGCUUGGACACUGUGGAGCGGCCAGAUGAGUUCGGAUUCGUCUUUAACAACGUCCAGUCCUUGCUGAUUUACAACGACACCAAGUUCAUCUACUACCCCAACCCCACCUUUGAACUGCUCAGCCCCACAGGAGUCUUGGAUCAAAAGCCAGGAUCGCCCAUCAUCCUGAAGGGCAAAAACCUCUGUCCCCCCGCCUCUGGAGGAGCGAAACUCAACUACACAGUGCUGAUUGGAGAGACCCCUUGCGCUGUCACCGUGUCUGAAACACAGCUCCUCUGCGAACCCCCCAACCUCACAGGGCAGCACAAAGUCAUGGUUCACGUGGGCGGGAUGGUGUUCUCGCCUGGCUCGGUGAGUGUCAUCUCAGACAGCUUGCUGACCCUGCCAGCCAUCGUCAGCAUCGCGGCCGGCGGCAGCCUCCUGCUCAUCAUCGUCAUCAUUGUCCUCAUUGCCUACAAACGCAAGUCUCGAGAAAAUGACCUCACGCUCAAGCGGCUCCAAAUGCAGAUGGACAACCUGGAGUCUCGCGUGGCCCUGGAGUGUAAGGAAGCUUUUGCUGAGCUCCAGACAGACAUCAAUGAGCUCACCAGCGACCUGGACCGCUCAGGAAUCCCCUACCUGGACUAUCGUACCUAUGCCAUGAGGGUCCUGUUCCCGGGCAUUGAGGACCACCCUGUCCUGCGGGAACUGGAGGUGCCGGGGAAUGGACAGCAGCACGUGGAGAAGGCCCUGAAGCUCUUCGCCCAGCUCAUCAACAACAAGGUGUUCCUGUUGACCUUUAUCCGCACCCUGGAGCUGCAGCGCAGCUUCUCCAUGCGUGACCGGGGCAACGUGGCUUCCCUCAUCAUGACUGGCCUGCAGGGUCGCCUGGAGUAUGCCACUGACGUCCUCAAGCAGCUGCUGUCUGACCUCAUUGACAAGAACCUGGAGAACAAGAACCACCCCAAGCUGCUUCUCCGGAGGACGGAGUCUGUGGCUGAGAAGAUGCUGACCAAUUGGUUUGCCUUCCUCCUGCAUAAGUUCCUGAAGGAGUGCGCAGGGGAACCGCUCUUCAUGCUGUACUGCGCCAUCAAACAGCAGAUGGAGAAGGGCCCCAUCGAUGCCAUCACAGGAGAGGCCCGCUACUCCCUGAGCGAGGACAAGCUCAUUCGACAGCAGAUCGAAUACAAGACCCUGAUCCUGAACUGUGUCAACCCCGACAAUGAGAACAGUCCUGAGAUCCCAGUGAAGGUGCUGAACUGUGACACCAUCACACAAGUCAAGGAGAAGAUCCUCGACGCCGUAUAUAAGAAUGUGCCCUACUCCCAGCGGCCCAGGGCCGUGGACAUGGACUUGGAGUGGCGCCAAGGCCGGAUCGCCCGAGUCGUGCUGCAGGACGAGGACAUCACUACCAAGAUUGAGGGCGACUGGAAGCGGCUCAACACCCUGAUGCAUUACCAGGUAUCAGACAGGUCGGUGGUAGCUCUGGUCCCCAAACAGACCUCCUCCUACAACAUCCCUGCCUCUGCCAGCAUCUCCAGGACGUCCAUCAGCAGAUACGACUCCUCCUUCAGGUACACAGGCAGUCCCGACAGCCUGCGGUCCAGAGCCCCCAUGAUCACCCCAGACCUGGAGAGCGGGGUCAAGGUGUGGCAUCUGGUGAAGAACCAUGACCACGGUGACCAGAAGGAGGGUGACCGGGGCAGCAAGAUGGUGUCUGAGAUCUACCUGACUCGGCUACUGGCCACCAAGGGCACCCUCCAGAAGUUUGUGGACGACUUGUUUGAGACCUUGUUCAGCACUGUGCACCGGGGCAGCGCACUCCCCCUGGCCAUCAAAUACAUGUUUGAUUUCCUGGAUGAGCAGGCAGACAGACACAGCAUCCACGACACAGAUGUGCGACACACCUGGAAGAGCAACUGCCUCCCUCUGCGCUUCUGGGUGAACGUCAUCAAGAACCCCCAGUUUGUAUUUGACAUCCACAAGGGCAGCAUCACGGACGCCUGCCUCUCUGUGGUGGCCCAGACCUUCAUGGACUCCUGCUCCACGUCAGAGCACCGGCUGGGCAAGGACUCCCCCUCCAACAAGCUGCUCUAUGCCAAGGACAUCCCCAGCUACAAGAGCUGGGUGGAGAGAUACUAUGCAGACAUUGCCAAGCUCCCCGCCAUCAGCGACCAGGACAUGAACGCCUACCUCGCGGAGCAGUCACGCCUGCACGCCGUGGAGUUCAACAUGCUGAGCGCCCUCAAUGAGAUCUACUCUUAUGUCAGCAAGUAUAGUGAGGAGCUCAUUGGGGCGCUAGAGCAGGACGAGCAGGCCCGGCGGCAGCGGCUGGCUUACAAGGUGGAGCAGCUCAUUAGUGCCAUGUCCAUUGAGAGCUGAGAGGAGGGGACCGAAUUCCUGGGAAGAUGGACCCACACAAGCUGUCACGCUGGAGUCUCAGAAGGAAGGACAGUAAAGGGGAUCAGGCCCAAGAGCUGGCAGCCCCUGAGAUCCCACCCCGGGAAGAGGGGAGGGCCCCUCUCCUGAUGCCAGCAGGUUUCCUCACAGCCAGUUCCUGCCAGGAAAGACCGAGGGCACCAUUCAUCCACAGCCAGAACAAGACACGAGGGCCGGCCAGGAGAAGGUGGCUCUUCAAGCUGGAGCGGGGACAGUCCUGCCUCCAUAACUGCUGCUUUGCAUGAAAACUCACUUGAUGUAUAUUGGGGAAAUAAUGAGAACUUUAUUUAAUUUUUUUUAAGAAAAAACGGAAAAAAAAAAAAAAAAACAGAAAUAAAACAAAACAAAAAGCUGCCCUGUUCAUCCCGUCCAACUUUUGUUUAAUUCUGAUUUCUGCCCCUGUCUGUCCCCUCGUCUCUCUCCUUCUUCAUGUAACUCCUCUUUCUGAAUGUCAGGAGAAGCCUGCAAAGAGAUGCUGAGAGAAACUGAGCGGGAAAAUGGUCUCCUUUCCUGUGAUGAAAACACAAAAAAAUAAAAAAUAGAAAGAGGAAGAGGAGAAUGAAUGAGCACAAGUUCAAACCAAACACUUCGCAAACGGAGAGGCCAGAACAACCGGUAGUCCUCCCGGAGGCCAGAAGAGCAUGGGGACCGCAGAACUUUGCACAGAACUGCAAAGCCAUCCCGUGGCUGCGCCUGGCUGGCAGGAAGCUGAGCUUUACCUACCACACACCUGCGGAUUCUCAUCUCUUGAGAGGAGGGCGGUAUCUGUAUCGUACCAAUGCUUUUUGCUACUGUUUUUGGUUUAUUUAAUCCUAACCCUCAACAAAUAAGGAUCUGGCCUUGGGUUCUUUUCCUUUUGGUUUUCCUAAAGUUAAUAUGGGAAGUGGGAAAGGUCGGCUUCUCCCAGACCAGACACCUGGCCUCCCUGAGGAUGCUGAGCGGCUCUGCCCUACAUCAGUCCCUGCAACAACCCAGGCACCCUGGGGAACGGAUGGCUUGGAGGGUGUGCAGAGCAGGCCUCCAGAUGGUACCCUUUGGGAAUUGAAUUGAGGACACAGGUGUUUGGCACUGGAUUCCAUCCCAAUCAUCUGGUGGUUUCUGGCAAUUAAACAGAAAGCAAAAAUCAAACACUGUUUACAGCAAGCAAUACUUGAAGAGCAUAGGUUUAAGAAGCUUCGGUAUUUAUUGUUACACUUUCUUUCAUUCUCUCGUGCCUGGAGAGGGGAGACAACCCUUCGGUCAUAUGCGGACAUAUUCGGAAGCUCCUGGCCACGUGGGCUUACCACACCUGCUUCAAUAGAAAUGACUGCAACAUCCCCACGUUGCUGUCUUCUGCCUCUCAUGGACAUGUGUGUUGGAAGGACAAGCAGAUGGUUUCUCCAUGGGCUCCAUUCCUAUUCUCUCUCCUGUGGACACCUAAAACCAUGGACAGCCAGAUAUUCUGAGUGCAAUUUUCCAACAGAGACUAAAGCUUCAUGCUUAGGUCCAGAGCCACCCAAAAAAACUAGUGGAAAUUACCCAGAGGAAGACAGCUCUGUGGUAACAGGACAUUGGUGACUGGAGUAGCCAUCAAGAAGCCCAGGCCUCCCACCUUGGCAUAGAUCCAACUUCUCUGCAGGCAACCUUGCAAGAGAAAGGCCCAGGAUGGAGAGGAAGAGGCAGGAGAGCAACACUCUCCCCUUCCUACCUUUUGCUCUUCAAGGGGUCAGGAAUCCCAGAUUGCAAUGUUGGGAAACUGGACCAGCUGCCCCAAGAGAGAUAGACCAGAGUCAUUUCCUCUGUCAUUAACUCUGGGCCCCAGCUUCUCUGUGCCCUGCUAUACCUCCAGGCAAUUCCAGUUUCCAAAGGCUCUGCUGACCACAUGUGAUUCCCAGGAAAGGGCUGGGGGAAGAGAGCUCAGAGAGCUGGCUUCCAUCCUGGGUGUGUGGCUUUGGAUCGCUGUCUAAGCACACAGCGGACAUCGCCUGGUCUCUUCAGCUCCAGUUUCUUGCCUGAAUGCAGCUGACAAAUGGGAAGAGAAAAGCAUUCAGCAAAACACUCAGGAAACUUGCUGUUUUCAUUAUAAUUCACAACCAGCCAUGCCAAGGCCACUUUCUUCUGAUAAUCUACUUCUGUUAAAAUUUCUUGGGGCCCUAUUAAUAGCCUGAAAGAAAUACUAAUGACUGCCCUUCCACGCUAAGCCAAAGUGUUUGCUCUUCACAGCACCCAAAGCUUAUCAGCUCAGAGCCCAUAAUUUAUGGAAAUGGAAGGAGAAGAGAUAUGGGCAAGAAGAAUGUGAGCAGGAGACAUUGUACAGCCCAUGAAAAAUUCCAUCCCACCCUGAUUUCACUGCUGAGCUCCGUUUGAAUGGUUUCCUGAUGGCACUACUAUUCAAGCUAGCAACUAGGUCUUUGUUACCCCCAAGAAGUAAAAGAAAGUCAGAUUUCUCGUUGAACAGUAUCUUACCCAACCCUCACUUCUGUGCAUCUACCUGGUGUCUCCCAGCAGCCACUCUGGGCAACCACUCACUGCACCUGGGAUGCAUCCUUGAAGGUGUGUGGAGAGUGUGGAGAAUUGGUGGGGGGGGUACCUGGCUGGAGAGGGGUGAAGAAAGAAGCCAGGGCCAGCUGUGAGUGGCCUGGCCACAAUUCUCAGGAUUCCAUGAGAGGAUUGGGGAAUUUGAGCUUGCAAAGGAAAUGGCAGAGAAAUGUCCUUAAGGAGACAAUUAAGAAAAAGGAAAACUCAGUUGGACACAGGCCAACCACGAGGGCAAAUUGUUGUGGAACUUUGACUCAGUUCUAGCUUCUCACUAACACCUCCUCCACCAACUCCUUGCUUUAAACCACCAAGAACCUAUGGAGUCCACACCCUUGAACUGGGGAGGAGAGGGAGUUGGGUGACCUCUCUUCUUGCUAUUAUCCAAUUUUUGUCUCGUGAAAAAAGUAUUAAAGCCACAGCUCCUCCCUAUUAGAAGCCAUCCAUUUUGGGCGAAGACAGGAAGUCUCUCUCUUUAGUCUAUCCAACUCUGCUUUGUUUCAUUGAUCUGCCCAAGACAAUUCUCUGGAAAAGGAACAGGACUCCAGAAAGGUUUGGCUAGACAGAGGAUGCCAAUGGAUAAGAUGGGGACCAGAUCCCUCCGGCUGGACCCUAUUGCCACCUCCCACCCGCUGCAUGGGUCAGGUGCUUCUGUGUUGGCUGUCCUACCUCUUUGCAUAGCACGUCUCUCAAAACCAUUUCUGAUCCGCCUCUCCUUACACAGAUCAGUCAUUUAAAGCAUGAAUGAGCUGUGAACCUCACUGGAGGGAGGUAACCAUUCCUGCAUCCAUUCGUUUGAGGAAUCUUGAGCAGCAUCUAUCUGCCAGGCACUGCUCUAGGUGAUGGAAAGCAGCCAUGAGCAAGACCAAGAAGGUCCUUCUAGCAAAUGUAUAUUCUUUGGGCUGCCUGUUCCUGCCACCAAGAAGCAGGCACAGGUCUCCCCCGACUAGCAGAGGGCGCCAUUUGCAUACAAAAGGGGAUGCAGUGAGGGAAGAAAGCGACCCACCCAGCUGCCUUACCUUAGCCUGGGGACGUUCCCCCAGCACUGAGAGCUGCUCUCUUUUCUACUGCCACUGGCUCUUCUAGUGGCACCUCCCCUGCUGCUUGAGCUCCUGACCUUCCCUCAAUUCCACCAAAUGAGGACAAGAAAUAGCAAUCAAGGCCUCUGGACCUGCUGAGCACAAAGCAGAAGCAAUGGGGGGCAGGGGUGUGCAAAGACUAUAAAAUGGCAUGGACCGAACAAGCAAAGAAUGUUGGCCAGCCCCUGGCUGAUCAAUCUUCAGGAGUAUCCCAGUCGUCACACACCUGUCCCUAUUACCUGCUGCCUGGAAACACUGAGCCCACCCACACCUCCUGAGGCCCUUUUGUUUUUCCUAGCCACGCUGUGUCAUGGUUGGACUCCUGGGACCUGGACACAAGGAAGAAUUGAGAUGCAGAGGGCUCUGUGGGUGAGAACAUGUAAAGUGGCCUCAUGGUCACAGGGCUGUGGGAGCCGAUCCCAGGGGGUCAGGGGACUUGGGAGGUGAAGUUCAAGGCCUUCUAAUGCCCCAUCUCAGGAAUGUGCUUGGUGAGAGAGAACAGUGGCAUUCUUUUCAUAACUCCACAGUCUCUUUUCCCCAUCUUUAUCUUUCUCCUGGUUUCCCCAGAGUGAAGUUUUAGCAUCUGGGGCUCAGAGAUGGAUGCCCGGAAAUGAAGGAUGAAGUUUCACUCUUGGUACAUUCAAACUAGUCCUAGGGAAUGUCCUGAGAGGCCAUCAAGACCUCUGCUGGUAAGACAGGGCCUCUGCCCAGUAAGCAAACUGGAGAUUCCUUGGCCAUUAUGGCCACCACAUCUCGCUGCUCCCCACAGCAAAGCUCUCUCUCCCCAUGGAGCCAUGUCCUCUGAGCUGCCAUGCAGCCUGCUGCCCACUGCCCCAGCUGAAGGAAGGUGGGACACUUCUUCCAAAGCUCAGUCAAGGUCCUCACUCUGACUUUGUUUGUCCUCCAUAUUGGUAUCACAGGUGGAGAGCAUAAUGGGGCAGGGUCCCCAUCAAACCCAACAGAUGUUCCUGAGCAGACAGGGAAAGAAGUGACAAGCCCUUUACACCGCAGGACUAGGGACCAGAACCCACCUGUCUUUCCGCCCCCUGCUCCUCCAACUCAGACCCACUCCCCUUGACACACUGGAAUCUGUAUUAUAUCUAUUUUUAAGAAAAUACAAUGAUGGUUGUCUGGUUUUGUUGUUUUUACAGGUGUUGUGGAAUAAUAAGAAAAUUAAGUAUUUAAAAUGUUCCAAUAAAAUGGAAUUUUUUUGUUAUUCUAAUAUAUUAUCGUGUACCUAUUGUAAAUAUGAAACACUCCUAUUUUGCAAGCCAAGGACACAAUUUGUACUGUUGUUAUAUAUAAAUAAAGUUUACUGGAUAAAAAAAAAAAACUUAGAUCUUUAAAUAAACAUGGUUGUUUGGCAGCA
Molecule: messenger RNA, 11467 nt
Organism: Marmota monax (woodchuck)
Lineage: Eukaryota; Metazoa; Chordata; Mammalia; Rodentia; Sciuridae
Gene: Plxna2
Product: plexin A2
Exons: 32
Coding region: 764-6448 (1894 amino acids)
Biological process (GO): negative regulation of cell adhesion; regulation of GTPase activity; positive regulation of axonogenesis
Cellular component (GO): semaphorin receptor complex
Molecular function (GO): semaphorin receptor activity; protein binding
Source: RefSeq, a predicted model, not a curated record